CGUCGCAGGAUCUCAGGCCCAAGUUCCAAAUUAUGCCCAACAAAAUCUUUCACAGCCCCACCCAAUCGGCCAAUCCACAACCGCACUCGGACUCUCUCUCUCUCUCUCCAUCGCACUCCGCGGUACAAGCAGUGAGCAAAGCCAAACCCUAGACCCGACCAACAGCCAUGGUGUGCAUACGCAAGGCGACGAUUGACGACCUCUUGGCCAUGCAAGCCUGCAACCUCUUCUGCCUUCCCGAGAACUACCAGAUGAAGUAUUACUUCUACCACAUCUUGUCAUGGCCGCAGCUCCUCUACGUGGCGGAGGACUACGGCGGCAAGAUCGUCGGCUACGUGCUGGCCAAGAUGGAGGAGGAGAGCUCCGAGUGCCACGGCCACAUCACCUCCCUCGCCGUCCUCAGGACCCACCGCAAGCUAGGGCUCGCUACCAAGCUCAUGACCGCCGCCCAAAACGCCAUGGAACAGGUGUUUGGCGCUGAUUACGUGUCGCUGCAUGUGAGGAAGAGCAAUAGGGCAGCGUUCCAUUUGUAUACGGAGACGCUCGGCUACAAGAUUCAUGACGUGGAGGCAAAAUACUAUGCGGACGGAGAGGAUGCAUAUGAUAUGCGGAAGCAGCUGAAGGGGAAGCAGUAUCAUACUCACCAGCAUCAUCAUCACCACCACCACCAUGGUGGUGGAUGUUGCUCCGGUGAGACAGUGAAGAGCGGAGAGGCGAGAGCAGAGGCUGCCGAGUGAUGGGAAGAGGUAUUUGCAUUUUGAAUUAUCUGUGGCCUGUUGUACUUUUCAUGGGCUUGUAGUUUGGAAUAUUCAUGGGUUAGCUUUAUUAUCUAGUUGGGUUUUUUUUUUUUUCCUCUUAAACAUAAUGCAUGUUAAACUGGUUUGGCAAGUUUAUGCAUAUGUGUUUUUGCACUAGAAGUUUACAUGAGUGCAAUUUUAUAAUUAUUUAUGAAUUUUCAGUUUUCUAGUGA
Rhododendron vialii is the source of this 970-nucleotide messenger RNA. Its product is annotated as N-terminal acetyltransferase A complex catalytic subunit NAA10. The transcript has 2 exons. The record is from RefSeq and is a predicted model, not a curated record. Lineage: Eukaryota; Viridiplantae; Streptophyta; Magnoliopsida; Ericales; Ericaceae. Gene Ontology annotation, biological process: N-terminal peptidyl-glutamic acid acetylation. Gene Ontology annotation, cellular component: NatA complex. Bases 168 to 737 code for a protein of 189 amino acids. Gene Ontology annotation, molecular function: protein-N-terminal-glutamate acetyltransferase activity; protein N-terminal-serine acetyltransferase activity.